AUGUGCCCACGUCCCGUCGUUACUGAGACGACUUUAGAUGCUCGACUCCGCCACUUACCCCCCCGACUUAGUGUACCACUCGCCAGACAUUCUGGCCCACAUUCCUUCCUCUCACCCAUUCCCAUUCACCUCUGCCAGCCCAACCUCCCUGGCGGGGUUCUGACCCUCGACGACUGGGCAUUAUGGCUCCUCCACUUGAUCCGGUAG
Messenger RNA from Protopolystoma xenopodis, 207 nucleotides. The record is from the annotation of a GenBank genome assembly. NCBI's taxonomy places the organism in Eukaryota, Metazoa, Platyhelminthes, Monogenea, Polystomatidea, Polystomatidae.